Molecule: messenger RNA, 141 nt
Organism: Scutellospora calospora
Lineage: Eukaryota; Fungi; Glomeromycota; Glomeromycetes; Diversisporales; Gigasporaceae
Source: the annotation of a GenBank genome assembly
UUGGAAUUAAGUCUUUUCAACAAAGUAAUGAUAUUAAAGAAAUAUUUAUUAAAGAUUUUCUUCAUAUAAUAGUUCAAGCUGAUAUACCUAUUGAAAAGGCAGAUUAUUUUAAACCAUUUUUAAUGAAAUAUUGCAAAAAUG